Molecule: messenger RNA, 1902 nt
Organism: Didymodactylos carnosus
Lineage: Eukaryota; Metazoa; Rotifera; Eurotatoria; Philodinida; Philodinidae
Source: the annotation of a GenBank genome assembly
AAGAGCUAAGAAAUUAUGAGGACACUGAUAUCAGUAAAAGCUUAGCCCGUAUAUAUACGGGCCCCGUAACGAAAGGGACCCGUAACACAAUGGACAGAUUAUCUGUUAAAUUUGACUAAAAAUGAAAUAUUAUUAGGAUAUCCUCGACCACAAAUGAAACGUCAAAAAUGGACAAAUUUAUAUGUUUUAUGGUCAUUUCCGAUGACAUAUCGAAAUAUGACUAUUAAAAAUCGAACAAUUAAUCUUAAAAUAAUAUUUAAUGAAACAAUUCGUGUACCAUUUCCUGUUGAAUCGUAUCUAUCUGGUAUUCAUCGUCGAGUAUUACCUGCACACUAUCUUCGGUAUCAACGGAGAUUACAAAUUUCACGUGAUCGAUUAGGAAAAUUUAAUCGUCUUCUUCUACAUUUCGAUUCGGUUGAUUAUGAAACAUAUGUAUGGAUUAAUCGAAUUUUUGUAGAAUCAAUCGUUCGAGUAUGGGAUCUAGCUGAUAAAAGUUAUCAAUCACGUAGUAAACAAAUAUUAAAUUCAUCGACAAACAGUAUCUAUUAUACGCUUAUAUCGGGUAUAUGGCAAACAGUAUGGUUAGAAUCCGUUCUACUCGUUUAUAUUUCAAAAUUGUGGUUUCAAUCGACUAUUGAUCAUAAAAAUAUGUGUAUACUUCACCAUAGAAUUGACAUAAAUAAAAAUAGAAAAUUAGAAAAAUUUGUUACACAUAUUCCACCAUCAUUUACAAUUUAUUUAUUUUAUAAUGAAUUUGAUGAUAGUUCUUCAUCAUUAAAUCAACUUCUUGAUGUUGAACGAAAAAAUCCGGAGAAAAAAGAUUCAACGGUAUUUCGUUCUUCUAUAAAAAUUCUAAAAACUACACAGUAUGUUAUUAAAUUACCAUUAAAACUUGGUCAGAAUAUAAUAAUUAAAAAAUUAAAUAUUGUACCAAACAGAAGUUUAAAAUCAAAACUUCAAUUUGAAUAUGAAUUAAAAUCAAUGAUUGAUACACUCUAUAAUUAUCCAUCAAUUGUUAUGUGGGUAAUGUUCAAUGAAGAAUGGAGUCAAUAUGAUAUAUUGAGGUUAGGUCAAUGGCUUAAAUAUUACUCGGGUGAAUAUCGUUUAAUAAAUGCUGUUAGGGGUUGGCAUGAUCGAUCUGUAGGUGAUUUUCGAGAUAUUCAUGAUUAUACAGCACAAAUAGAACUACCGUCGAUAAACACAUAUGACAGAACUAAUCGUGCAUUGGUUCUAGGCGAAUGUGGUGGUUAUGGUUUACUUGUUUGUCGUAAUCACACAUGGAACUUUCAUGACAGUGAAGGAUGGAGUUAUGCAAAGUUUAAAGGUAAAUAUUUAACGACAUACGGAUUUGAGCGAUUAAUGAUGCAGAUAAACAGUUUAAAACGUCAUUCAUAUUUGUCAUCAAUGAUAUAUACGCAAUUGUCUGAUGUUAAAUAUGAAUUAAACGAUAUACUUACAUAUGACAGAAAAGUAUCAAAAUAUGUUCAGAAUCAUAUUAGAAAUGCUUUAAAAGUUAAUUUUACUAGAUAUCGAGAUACAGAUGAUUUAAUAGCAUUAAGUAUAGCAGCGGGAAAAAAACAUAAGUCAAUUACAGAAAGAUUAGCAAAUUGUGAAGAAGUUGAUAUUAAUAAACCUUCAUCAUCUGGUAUUACUCCUCUAUUAAUGGUUGCUGAAGUGGGUUGGCCAGAUAUAUUACAAAUAUUAUUAAAACGUGUUGCUAUUGUUGAUGCAGCUCCAUCUCGUCCAAAAGCAAAAGUAAACAAAAUAGCUGGUAGCACACCGUUGAUAGGUGCAAUAGAAUAUGAUCAUCCAGAUUGUGUCAAAAUUCUUUUACAAAAUAAAGCUAAUGCAAAUCAUCAAAAUCAAAGUGGAAUUAGUGCAUUGAUGUUAGCAGCUGAUUAA